AUGCAUUUUGGGAAGCUAGUGAGUAGUCUGUACUGUGGCUAUGCUAAAUAUACCGACGGGAUCCCUCAAGUUGUUUCAUUGUACUUGAAGCCAUUUUCAGUUGUGAACAGUGGUCAGCAAAAAAUGUCUCGUGAAAAACACGCAGAAAUGAAAGGUAUGAAAAAGCAAGAUGAAUAUCCCGACGACGAUUCUGAGAAGGUGGGAAGAAACAGUAGUGAGAAUGCGGAGCAAACUCCAAAGAAAUUAGGAAUAAAUGAGAAUGGCGGUACUGAGUUGGAAAAGGGAGAGUUAGUCGAAAGAAAUAAAAAGGAUGAAGAAAGAGAGCUUGCACGAGAAGAUGUCUGCAGAGACUUUCUAAAUAAUAUGUGCAAUCGUGGCUCAAGAUGUAAAUUUUAUCAUCCUCCGAGUAUUGUUCGACAACGAGCAUCACAGCAAACACCAGAAGGCAUCGAAUAUCGAUUUUGCAUUGAUUAUCAGAAUCGUGGCUGCCAUCGUGAUAACUGCCGCUAUAUUCAUGCGCAUCGGGAGGAUGUUGACCGUUACAAAAUGACAGGGGAGGUGACGCUUAACUUAGCGCGUGAAAUUGCUGCAGUUUAUAAUUGCGAUACUAUCAAUGGUAUACCAUUUUGCAAAGAAUACCAGACAGGCUCAUGUUCACGCGGUGGACAACGGUGUCGCUAUUGGCAUAUUAACGUUGAGGAAGAGCGUGAGCGACGCCGCCGAGUACCACGCGGCAUGCCAGCUUCUGUUUUGCCAUCCUUAACGCGAGGAUCAGUCCUAGCAUUAUCGUAUUCUACUUACCCCGGUCGUCGUCCGCAUCCAUAUGGUACUGCUGAUGCCUAUGUUGCAUAUAGCAAGCGUGUGCGUUACGAUCUGGAUGAUGAUUACGUGCGUGAUUUGGAACGUAGAAAUGCAGAAUUAAGUAAAGAAGUUGAGGGGCUUAAACGUGAGCUCGCGCGUGAACGUGAACGUUAUGGCGAUCUCUACGCGUUAUUUCGCCAACGUACCACCAUUACAACAACGCAGCAAAACCACGCUAAUGCAAUCCCCGCCGCCGCGGCCUACUACGAGGCUGCAUCAUCAACAGGGUGGACAGAUACACAGUGGACUCAUUGA
Loa loa (African eye worm) is the source of this 1116-nucleotide messenger RNA. RefSeq names its product zinc finger protein. Lineage: Eukaryota; Metazoa; Nematoda; Chromadorea; Rhabditida; Onchocercidae. Gene Ontology annotation, molecular function: metal ion binding. The record is from RefSeq and is a predicted model, not a curated record. The transcript is spliced from 3 exons. The coding region runs from base 1 to 1116 and encodes 371 amino acids.